AUGUCUCCCGCAAAAGUCGCCAACCUUGAUUUCGAGAAAUUCUACAACAUCAUCGAUGGCAAGCAGCGUGGCUCGGAUCAGACUCACCAUGGCGUCAACCCUUCAACUGGCAAGGAGCUCUGGGGCGUGCCAGUUGCGAGCGAAAAAGACCUAGACGACGCUGUCGAGGCUGCGAAGAAAGCCUUCCCCGCCUGGCGGGAUGCCGGUAUUGAGAAGCGCAAGCAAGCCAUGGGCAAGCUCGCUGAGCUUUACAGUGAUUACACUGACGAGUUCACCAAUCUGCUCUGCGCCGAGUUGGGCAGGCCGAGAAAAUUCGCAGCCCUUGAAGUCGGUGGCGUCGUAGGAUUCUUCAACCACCAUAUUUCACUUCAAAUACCCAGUGAAACCUUUGAGGAUAACGAGAAGACGGUUUACACAGAAUACAUGCCGCUUGGUGUUUGUGGAGCUAUCUGCCCGUGGAACUUCCCUCUCAUUCUUUCCUGUGGAAAGAUUGCGCCUGCUUUAUUGACCGGUAAUUGUAUCAUCGUCAAGCCGUCACCUUUCACUCCCUACACCGCUCUCAAGUUUGCUGAGCUCGCACAAGAGGUCCUUCCUCCUGGUGUCCUUCAGGUAGUCGGUGGUAAUAACGACCUGGGAGUGUCCAUGUGCAAACAUCCAGACAUUUCUAAAAUUUCCUUCACUGGUUCGACCGCUACUGGAAAGAAGGUGAUGGAAACUGCGGCAAAGACGCUAAAGCGCGUCACCCUCGAGCUUGGAGGUAACGACGCUUCCAUCAUCCUUCCCGACGUGGACAUCAAGAAAGUCGCCCCCGAGGUGGUUAUGGGUGCAUUCCAGAACAGUGGACAAGUGUGCGUAGCGACCAAGCGCAUCUACAUCCACGAGUCUAUCUACCAGGAGUUUGUCCAAGAGAUGGUCAACGUCACAAAGACAUUCAAAGUUGGCAACCCGCACGACGGUGACAAUAUGCUAGGGCCCGUGCAGAACCAAAUGCAAUACGAGCGCGUCAAGGAAUUUUUCGUGGAUAGCAAGGCAAAGGGCUACAAAUUUGCCGUCGGUGAGCCAGACGUUCUAGCAUCAGAGGGUUACUUCAUCCAGCCCACCAUCAUCGACAACCCGCCCAACGAUUCCCGCAUCGUACAAGAAGAGCCAUUUGGUCCGAUUGUACCUACGCAGCCGUGGUCUGAUCUCGAUGAGGUCAUCGCACGCGCAAAUAACACUAGGGCUGGUCUUGCUGCAUGUGUAUGGGGCAAGGACGUUGAGAAGGCGGCGAAGGUUGCACGACGACUAGAAGCUGGCUCUGUAUUCGUCAAUUCCUUUGAAAAGCUGAUACCUCAGGCUUACUUUGGCGGACAAAAGGAAUCAGGUAUUGGUGGCGAGUGGGGUAAUACUGGUGUGCUGGCCUACUGCAAUCCUCAUGUCAUCCACGUCUACAACUCAUAG
This is a messenger RNA of Plenodomus lingam JN3, 1440 nucleotides long. RefSeq lists its product as uncharacterized. The record is from RefSeq and is a predicted model, not a curated record. Lineage: Eukaryota; Fungi; Ascomycota; Dothideomycetes; Pleosporales; Leptosphaeriaceae. Gene Ontology annotation, molecular function: aldehyde dehydrogenase (NAD+) activity.